Radiomyces spectabilis is the source of this 463-nucleotide messenger RNA. RefSeq lists its product as uncharacterized. The record is from RefSeq and is a predicted model, not a curated record. The transcript is spliced from 3 exons. Lineage: Eukaryota; Fungi; Mucoromycota; Mucoromycetes; Mucorales; Radiomycetaceae. Bases 53 to 304 code for a protein of 83 amino acids.
UUUGAGAGAAAACGAUUGGUGCCUCGUCCAAUGACAUGCGAUUUCCACUGUUAUGAUCACGAUUUGUUUUCUUGGAAAAAAAAACAUGCUCCUUCCCACUAACAGAAACGCAAAUGUGUCUACUUCACUCUACCCCCUUCUACACUGUUUGUUCUUUCCAGCCAUGACCUGUCUCUUUUUCUACCUAUUACAGGCUAAUACAAGUGGGAUGUGGAUCUGCAUCUUUUUUGUUUUUUCAUUCUGUGUUUCGAUGAGAAAUCCUGCCAAAACACGAAUCAGGGUGUCGGUUCCCACCCUUUUGUGACUGAAAACACCUUGUCGCAAGACCAAUCAUAGAAAGGGUUUACCCGAUUCCUAGCUCAUGACAUUAUCUCUUUGCGGUGGGAUUGCAAUUGGAGGAAAAAUAAAAGAAAGAGGACGACGGGCUUGUAACUUCCCAAAGAAGGAUGGACGAUAUUGUAAU